This is a messenger RNA of Verticillium alfalfae VaMs.102, 375 nucleotides long. RefSeq lists its product with no specific name. Lineage: Eukaryota; Fungi; Ascomycota; Sordariomycetes; Glomerellales; Plectosphaerellaceae. The transcript is spliced from 3 exons. The coding region runs from base 1 to 375 and encodes 124 amino acids. The record is from RefSeq and is a predicted model, not a curated record.
AUGGCUGGAAAGGGGGGACAGAGGAAAGACUUAAAUAGUUGUAAUCCCACUUGCACAUUCCAGAGAGAAGGUUGGAAGUAUUUUAUGUACUGGUCGACCCUCGACCUAUUAAACUUCAAUAACGACCUGCAUUUAAGCCCAGGAAACGGGGGGCAGACCCACAGAAAUAACUCAGGACCGAUGUGUCAGGAGAUUUACCGUAGUCGAGGUGCUGUCGGCCGCUCGAUAAUCAUCAGCAUGGGUCAUGAUAUGUGUGCCACGGUUAGUCGGGCGUCUCAAUUAUGCGCACGCCCGCGCUUCCAUGACUAUGCAGCUCACCAACCGCGGCUGGGUGGGAUGUCUGGCUGCAACCGUCAUUGGCAAGGCCAAAUAUGA